Molecule: messenger RNA, 885 nt
Organism: Penicillium coprophilum
Lineage: Eukaryota; Fungi; Ascomycota; Eurotiomycetes; Eurotiales; Aspergillaceae
Product: lipase family protein
Exons: 4
Coding region: 1-885 (294 amino acids)
Biological process (GO): lipid catabolic process
Source: RefSeq, a predicted model, not a curated record
AUGGUUCUUCUUGGACGACUUUGGGGUACCGCUGCUCUUGCGGCAUUGGCAGUUGCUGCUCCUUCUCGGCCUGUUCCUCGGGAUGUGUCGGCUGAUUUGCUGGGACAAUUGACUCUAUACUCUCAAUGGGCCGGGGCAUCAUACUGCACGAACAAUAACAACUCAACCGGCGACGCACUAUCUUGCGAGGAAGGCAACUGUCCAUUAGUGGAGGCUGCUGACACAGUCACUCUAUAUGAGUUUGAUAAGAAACUCAGCUAUGGCGAUGUCGCCGGCUUCCUCGCGGUCGACAAAACAAACAAGCUCCUCGUCGUCUCAUUCCGAGGCAGUCGCACGAUAAGUACCUGGAUUGCAAACAUCGACUAUGGCUUGAAUGAUAAAACUGGUAUCUGCACCGGCUGUAAAGUUCACGGCGGAUUCUGGGACUCGUGGAGGACUGUCGCAGACGGUCUGACAUCCAAGAUCCAAGCCGCACAAAAAACAUACCCAGGCUACACUCUCAUCGUGACAGGCCACAGCUUUGGCGCAGCUAUUGCUACGGUGGGAGGUACCGUGCUUCGAAAUGCAGGAUAUGACCCUAAGGUGUAUUCUUACGCCUCACCACGGGUGGGUAAUAAGGCUCUGGCCGAAUAUAUCACGACAAAGGGCAGUCUCUGGCGUGUCACACAUACGGCUGACUUGGUGCCUAAGCUACCACCUGCGUUCGCUGACUUUAGCCACUCAAGUCCCGAGUACUGGAUUACUAGUGCGAACCAGGCGAUAGUGACCUCGUCUGAUAUUGAUGUCAUUGAAGGCGUGGGCUCGCGGGCUGGAAAUGCGGGCACAUUGAAGGCUGAUACCGAGGCACACAAUUGGUACUUGGGACAUAUUGAUGCCUGCCAAUAG